Molecule: messenger RNA, 423 nt
Organism: Prunus armeniaca (apricot)
Lineage: Eukaryota; Viridiplantae; Streptophyta; Magnoliopsida; Rosales; Rosaceae
Source: the annotation of a GenBank genome assembly
AUGACAUCUGAGAAGAAGUACGAUGCCAAAAAAGCAGCUUGUUGGGGUGCUCUGGAUUGGCUAAUCGGAAAAGAUCGUUCGACUCCACUGGUGGAUCUUCUUAUGAGAGUAAAUAGUGACAUGAAUGAGAACCUCAGUCGCUCCUUUUUUAAAGCUCUUCAGUCUAAUGGCAAUUACCUCCGAAUUCAGGCUGCAGCAGAAGUCAAUCCUGAAUAUGGUGGAUCAAAGGGUGUGUUGGCCAAGCUAGCCAUUGACAAGCUGAAGGACUCUAAAGAGAGUGAUGAAAGUAUGCCUAUUGAGGGAGAGGCAAUAGAAGAUUUCAGUAUCAAAUCCAAGUCUGAACGCAAAAUGGAAUCUAGUGGCAAUAAAAGCUGGGACAGGGACAGGGAGAGAGGUAAGGAGACAGAGACAGGGAUAGAAUGA